This is a messenger RNA of Trichoderma asperellum CBS 433.97, 1272 nucleotides long. RefSeq lists its product as uncharacterized. The record is from RefSeq and is a predicted model, not a curated record. NCBI's taxonomy places the organism in Eukaryota, Fungi, Ascomycota, Sordariomycetes, Hypocreales, Hypocreaceae.
AUGAUGGGCCUCCCGGCCCUGCCUCGCAAGCUCCCAUCCCGCAAUUGGCUCAUCUUCCUGUCUAUAUCCACCUCCUUUGCCGCCGCAAUCAUCUACGACAAGCGCGAGAAAAACCGCGCGACAGCCAAGUGGCGCCGAGCCGUUGCGCCCCUCUCCCAAGAGCUGCUCACGAAUGCCAGCCAGCUUCCGCGCAAGCUCACCGUCUAUCUGGAAUCGCCUCCUGGUGAUGGCCUGCGCACCGCUCAAGACCACUUCAUCGAAUACGUCAAGCCCAUUCUGGCAGCUUCCGGCCUCGAUUGGGAGUUCGUCCAGGGCCGACAGCAGGGAGAUGUGAGAGCGGCCGUUGCCGAGAAGAUUAGAAGAUCAAGAAAGGCCCAUGAGCGGCCGGACGAGGAAUUACCACAGACAGAUGAAGCCAUUGUGGAGAAUCAGAGGAAGAAAAUCGGGCUAGCAGAAUAUGGCGGCGUCAAGGGCGAUAUCGUCAUUGGCCGGCAUACGUGGAAAGAGUAUGUUCGAGGCUUACACGAGGGAUGGCUGGGACCUCUCGACCCCCCGCCCUUGCCUGUUGUCGAAACUCUCGAGGACAAGUCCGAGCCUGAAACCCCAUCUACAGAAGGCGAGGGUGACAAGAAGCCCGAAGACAAGAAGCCCGAAGAAGAAGAAAAGAAAGACGAAACACCAAAGCGCCCUCCGCAGCCGCGCCCUCACAACUCCUCUGAUGACUAUCCCUCCGCAAGCCUCCCUGCCAUCAUCCCCGCCGAAUUCUCACCUUCCACCGCCAUUGCAUUCCCUCACCGCCUCGGCUUCCGCCACACUUUUGUCCGCCUGGGCCGCUUCUUGACCCGCCGUCACUUGGCAGACGACAUCGGCCGAGAAGUCGCCGCGGUGUGCUUCGCCGCUGCGCGCGAGUGGCGCGAGGCCGACGGCCAAUACGAGCAGCAGCUCGUCCUAAAGCAGGAGGAAGACGACUGGCCCAAGUUCGUUUGGAAGGACGAAGAACCCGCAGCCGAUGAAAAGGAGAAGAAGGCCGCUGAGCCGCCGAAGGAGAAGAUCUGGGCUUCUCCAAUGGUAGUAGACUCACGCAUUGCGGAACGGAUGCGUCGCUUCCAGAUUCAGCCCGAGGAUGAGGCUCGUGCGAAGGAAAUUGUCGUUCCCGAGGCAGAGAUUGAGGGUUGGAUCAAGCGUAAUCUGAGGAGCUUGUAUCACUGGGGCGCGAGCUCAUUCGCGAGCAAACCUCAGGGCCCCAACGUGGGAAAUCUGGAUGAUGACUGA